AUGACUCCAGAAGGAGAAGCGUCGAGCAGCAAUGCUCCGCCCCCUGUCCAGUACUACAACACAUUUCCACCAGGAGAAUAUGAUGGAGAAGACGGGAAUUUGCCUCCAGAAUACGGUCCAUUUGAUGAAGUUGAACCACUCAUCGAACCGGAACAACCCAUGAAAAUUCGGACUUUGGUGACAGCCGUCGGGCUGACCGUCUUGGUGUUUACACUGUUGAUAUCGACAGUUGCAUUCGCUUCACUCUAUUUUCAUUUGUUGAUGCAGAAUUCGGGGCGUCUCCCCCGUUGGCCGGGUCCGUCAAUCUCUCCCCUUGGAAAGUACUCGAAGGCGGCAGUGGCGGCGGAUAACGAGAUUUGUUCUGAAAUUGGGAGAAACAUCUUGCUGAAAGGAGGAAAUGCAGUGGAUUCGGCGAUCGGCUCGUUGUUUUGUAUCGGUGUGAUGGACACCCAUUCGGCGGGAAUCGGCGGAGGACACUUUAUGACUAUUUAUAAUGCAACCACAAAACAAUGUACCGUAAUAGAUGCACGUGAAGUGGCUCCCCUGGCUGCCACCGAAGACAUGUAUCGAGACAAAUGGAAUCAGUCGAGAAUCGGAUGGAAGGCUAUCGCCGUGCCGGGAGAGUUGCAUGGUUUGAGGACGGCUUUUGAGAAAUUUGGGAGUGGAAAAGUCGAGUGGAGACAUCUGUUGAAACCGACUAUUGAUUUGUUGGUUGAAGGCUACCCCACAUCCCACGCUCUCGCCAAAGCUCUCAACCAAAACGAGGCCCAAAUCCGUGCGGAGCCAACAAUGAAGAAUUUCAUCAAUCCGGAAACGGGUCGAGUCUUCCAACCGGGGGAACAGAUAAAAACUCGUCAGAAUCUACUAGAAACCAUUCGUCUUCUAGCGAAUUCCUCGGAUCCCAUUAAAGAAUUUUAUGAGGGAAAAAUUAUGGAGAAUCUGGUCAAAGAAUUCCGGGAAAAUGGAGGAAUUAUUACUUCCCAGGACUUUAAAAACUAUCGAUCGAUAAUCCACUCAACGGAAAACGUGAUCUACACAAAACUGAAAAAUGGGCGUGCCGUUUGUGGGGCUCCGCCCCCUUCGGGCUCGGCGGUGGCUCAGGCGAUAUUAAAUGUGAUGGAUGGAUUCGAGUAUGAUAUGAAGUCAUUCUCAGACAUUGCCACGUUAUACCACCAUUUUCUGGAAUCUUCGAAAUUCUCGUAUGCGGCGAGAAGUUGGUUGGGAGACCCGAGUUUUGUGGCGAAUGCAACUGCGAUCGCCAGAAAUAUUACGUCGAAAGGAUGGGCGGAUUGGGUGAGGACAAAAAUCACCGAUGAGACACACCCCGAUGAUUAUUAUGGAGGAUCGUUUGAGGCGCCACCGGUAGAUCAUGGAACAACACAUGUUUCGAUUAUUGAUGCACUAGGGAAUGCGGUGUCCGUCACUUCGACUAUUAAUUUGUAUCUCGGCGCUCUCGUCUCAUCUGAAUCGACUGGAAUACUGUGGAAUAACGAAAUGGACGAUUUCUCCACACCUGGACACCCCAACUUUUUUGGAUUCCCACCGUCGCCCGCCAACUUUAUUCGACCUGGAAAACGACCGAUGAGUAGUCAGAGUCCAUUGAUAAUCUACAACACAAACGGCACAGAACUGAUGGCUGUUGGUGGAGCCGGUGGCUCCACCAUCAUAUCAGGUGUCGCCGGUGUCGCCCUCCAUGCGUUAUGGCUUAAGGCAGAUGUUAAGCAAGCUGUCGACGCGCCAAGAAUGCAUAAUCAAUUGCAGCCCAACUACACAUGGUACGAGCCGAACUUCCCCAAAGCCUACGUAAAGUCACUAAUCGAUCGUGGUCAUUUGAUGAAAGCCGUCAAUAAUCUUACCGUAAUCACCGCCGCCGAACGACUCGCCGACGGUCAGAUCUACGCGAAUUCGGAUUUCCGGAAGGGGGAGGAGUCGGCGCCGGCCGGUUAUUAA
Molecule: messenger RNA, 1950 nt
Organism: Caenorhabditis remanei
Lineage: Eukaryota; Metazoa; Nematoda; Chromadorea; Rhabditida; Rhabditidae
Exons: 8
Coding region: 1-1950 (649 amino acids)
Biological process (GO): glutathione catabolic process
Cellular component (GO): plasma membrane
Molecular function (GO): glutathione gamma-glutamate hydrolase
Source: RefSeq, a predicted model, not a curated record